CGCCGGUGCGCAAGGGUCCGGCGGCCUCGCGGCUCCGCCCCGGUAUUUCCCGUCCGCCGGCCCGUUUCGCGCAGCCGCCCGCGCGGCUGAGACUUGGCGCGUCGCGCAGGCGGCGGCGGCAUGGGGCUGAGCCGGGUGCGGGCAGUCUUCUUCGACUUGGACAACACGCUCAUCGACACGGCCGGGGCGAGUCGGAAGGGCAUGUUGGAGGUGAUAAAGCUCUUACAAUCAAAAUACCAUUACAAAGAAGAAGCUGAAAUCAUCUGUAACAAAGUUCAAGUUAAACUCAGCAAGGAAUGUUUUCAUCCUUCUAAAAGCUGCAUUACUGACCUCAGGACUUCACACUGGGAAGAAGCAAUCCAGGAAACAAAAGGUGGUGCGGCCAAUAGGACAUUAGCUGAAGAAUGUUAUUUCCUGUGGAAAUCUACACGUUUACAGCAUAUGACACUAGCAGAAGAUGUCAAAGCCAUGCUCACUGAACUUCGAAAGGAGGUCCGCCUACUUUUAUUAACAAAUGGAGAACAACAGACCCAGAGGGAGAAGAUCAAGGCUUGUGCCUGUCAGUCCUAUUUUGACGCUAUUGUUGUAGGUGGAGAGCAGAAAGAGGAGAAACCGGCACCUUCCAUAUUUUAUUACUCCUGUGAUCUCCUUGGAGUACAGCCUGGGGACUGUGUGAUGGUUGGUGACACACUAGAAACCGAUAUACAAGGAGGCCUCAAUGCAGGGCUGAGGGCAACAGUCUGGAUAAAUAAAAAUGGAAUGGUGCCGUUGAAGCCAUCCCCCAGGCCGCAUUAUAUAGUUUCUUCUGUGCUAGAGUUACCUGCUGUCUUACAAAGUAUAGACCGCAAAGUCAGUGUGUCUGCUUAAAGCACAAAAAAGGGUAUGCUUACGAGUUUUAGGGUCAAAUUACAGGGUUUGAACUAAGAAAAGUUAAGGCAUUCUAUAUACUAUGACCCAGUUCUAAGGAUAAUCAUACUUGUCAUGUAAUGGCCAACCAACCGUUGACUGGUAUUUAUAUCUGAAAAUCCAGAGUACGUUAUUACAACUUAUGUUUAGUAGUGUAACCCAGAAGACUUGAGGAAGUAUAUUUGUUACUCUGUGGCUUGAGAUUUUUUUAAAAAUUAUUUUGUUCAUCUCUUAGCAUCUUGGAUCUAUGAAGAUACCAAGGAGGAUAACUUAUACAUUGAUGCACAAAUACAGAUUUUAUGUUUUGGCUUAACAAUAGGUAUUUUUUAAAAAACAGAUAUUCUAAAACAUAUAUACUAGAGAUUUAUUAGAGCAGUUGGAUCUGGUUAUUAUAAGUACCAACUCACUUGCAAAUCAAGGCAUUUCACAGUGAAAUUAUUUUCAUAUUUUCUGUUUCAAAAACAUGCACCAUAUUUUUGCCUACUUUGAACGUAUACUUCUCUUAUGAAUCUAAUUUUUCUGCAUUACCUUUGGGGCGUGGGGGGGAUAAUUUUCCUAUGGUGUGUACAUGACCAAUAAAUUCCUCCAGUAAAAAAGCUGUUAAAAUCAGCAUAUGGUGCUCCUUUUCCAUUACAUUUUCACAUCUUUCCAGGGUGAGCUUAUAGGUUCCUGUUAGUCUUUGCCUCUUAUGGAAGUACUUUUACUAAUCUUUUCCCAGGUACGCAGUGAGGUUGAGGGACCAGUCUGUCUUGCUGUGGAUGAGUGCAAACCACAUGGCCCCAGAAGUCACUUUCCUGGGAGUUGCCUUGGUGUGGCCUAAUCAUGCUGCCCCCCAUCUGUUGUCUGCUGACUGGAUAGUUUCACCCAUAUGAUGAAAACUAAUAGAAAAUUAGGUUUUGCUAUGAACCAUUUCCGGAGUGCCAUUUUAAUAGUUGACUGGCUCUUUUUGGUGUUACCAUCUGCCUUAAGUCUCCUGUUUUUCAAAUUUUGGGAACUAUGUCAUUGUUUCACAAAUUUCUAUAUCCAUUUCAGAGUUUGCUUUGAGCUUAGUAAUUAAAAUUCCAUAGGGAGGCAUCUUGCAACUAGAAAAAUUUCUCAAGACCAUUAGGCCAGAAAGUCUCAUGAUUUCAUCAGCCAAACUUAGAGUAAAAUGGUUAAUUAAGGAAAAAAGAAAUAAUGAUUAGGGUUGUUUUUUGGUAGGGUGUUUUUUUUUAACUUUUGUAUAGGAAACUACUAGUGUAAGAUGUUCGGUAGUUGGGGUGUAUUUAGCUAGGGCUCCUUCAAGUAUUCUAUGAAGAACAGGAUUCUCUGCCAUUGUGCAUGUGCCUGUUGCACUUCUCACUCUUAAUUUUUAAAACUGUGAUUGUGCCCUUGACUGUUCGCUCUGAAGCUGAACAUUUGUGGACAGGGAAUGUUUGUGUAUAGCUCUUCCAGGUACGGUGUCCAUGUGACCUCAAUUAUAUCGUAGCUAUUUGAAAAUUGUUAAGUUGGAGGAUGUUGACAGGAAAAUAGUUGUGUGCAUGAUUUCUCCAGUGGGCUGAGCAUGAUGCUGAGAGCUUGUCCUUUCAGCUCACCCACGGGAUGGGUCUAGACACAGCGCGUUCACUGUGCUCACUGAGAAGGCUCAUUGCUCCCAGAUCAUGGCAGCAGAUCUCCUAGGAUGUUAUGUGAGCAGUUGGUCAGCAAAAGUGAUCUGGCGGGGAAUGAAAUAAUUGAGUUUUUUGUAAUGUAAUAUUACAUUCCAUUUGCACUUUUCCUUAGGGAAGAACUUUGUGGUUUUCUGCCUUCUGAGUGGAAUGUUACAGAAGAUAUUAAGAAAUCUUGGAAUAGACCUAUUUUAUUAAUAAUGUUUUUGUUUUAGAAUAAUAUUUUGUUUUUCAUAGUUUCCCAUACUCCUAGAAAGCCAUAAAUUCUCAGUUGUCCAGAGGCUUUCCCAAACACUCAUUACAGAGGAAGGCCUAGAGUAGACACGAGUGGACACUGCCCCUGGAACACUGACACAGUGAUGGAUGUUUUCUGGUUCCAUACACAUGUCCACCCACUGGUGCAUGAACAUCUUAGGAAUGGUGGUGCCCAGGACCCAGCAAUUGUGAAUAUUGUGGGAAAGACAGGUUUCUUAGUUACAGAGGUACUUGGUUUAGCACUUUCAGAUUUCUUUGCAACCCACAAUAGGAAACAUUUUCUGUCACAACCCAUUAAACACAUUUAUAGUGAACAUUUAGUUAAUAUCAGUGUGUGUAUGUUAAAUAUAUAUUUAACAAAACUACUUCCUUGCUGUGCACGAUGCUCAGGUUUUUUUCAUUCCAUCAUUUUUUAAAUUGGGGAAUAUAUUUUUUUCAUUUUUGAACAAGUACUUGUGGUACUUGUACAAGUACAAGUAUUUGUGGUACACAAGUCAAAGAGUGAAAACGUGAAUAGCAAAAAGUCCGUCUCAUCUCUUUUCCAGCAACCCGCCUGCCCUAAAGGCCUCUGCUGUCAGCAGUUUCCUGUGUAUCUGUGUAUAUAGGUAGGUAUGAGUAUAUAGAAUUCCUCUGAUUCAGGCAGGUUUUUAUUCCUGCUUUUCAGUUUUAGGAGGCAAUGAUCUUGCUAAGAAACUGAUUUAAAAAGUCAUGAAGCUUCUGUGAGUCGUUCAUGUUAGGAGCAUACAUCUUUGAUCUCAGCCAUCCACUGUUGUUGAUAAAGGUGAUGGUUCCAUUGGCUUUUACUGGGCCAGUUGUUCACUUUGAGGUCAGUACAGCUGUGAAACCCUUGCUCCUGCCCCAGUCUAAUUGCCCUCUUCUGGUACCUAUCACCAUCCUGGAGAUUCCCUUUGCCUCUUAGGUUGGAUGUCCUGUGCCCUGUGUAUUCCCUUUUUUGAUUUGUUCCCCCUUUGAUGGCAUGCAUCCUUGAGUAGUUUCCCUAUAAAUGUGAGAGGUAAAAAUAUUCAGAUCUUAAGUGUCUGAAAAUGCCUUUAUUCUCUUCUCCCAUCAUUGAUAGUUUAACAGCAUGUAGUUGGAUAUCAUUCAGAAUUUCAAAGGCAUUGCUCUGUGGUCUAGCAGCCACUUUAAGUGACAAUUUUCUUUUUCUCUUGAAGCUCUUAGAACUUUGGUUUUUCCCCUGUGGUCCAUAAUGAUGUAUCUUGUUAUGCUUUCAUCCUCUGCUCUUGGCACUCUUGAACCUUUCCAAACAAAACCUUAUGUUCUUAGUCCUGGAAAAAUGUAAUUACUUAAUUGAUAAUUGCUUCGCCACUGUGUUUCCCGCUUCCUUUUCCUGGAACUCCUGCUAUUCGGAUGUUGGACCUCUUCUACUGAUCUUCCACUUUCUUUUCUUUUCUCUCCUAUUUUUCCAUUUCUUAUUUUGUUCUAUAAUGCUUUUUGGAAAGUUUCUUCAACUUUACCUUUCAAUCCUAUUGAAUUUUUUUUCCUGCCUGGCAUCAUGUAUUUCAAUAUCCAAGUUUCUUCGAUUUUCUAAAUGUUCCUUCCCUUUUUUUAAAAAAAUUUUUAUUGGAGUAGUAUAGUUGAUUUACAUAAAUGUUCCUUCUUAAUGUUUUUUUUUUUUUUUUUUUUUGGCUGUGUUGGGGCUUCGUUGCGCACGGGCUUUCUCUAGUUGUGGCGAGCGGCGGCUACUCUUCAUUGCAGUGCACAGGCUUCUCAUUGCGGCGGCUUCUUGUUGCAGAGCACGGGCUCUAGGCGCAAGGGCUUCAGUAGUUGCAGCACAUGGGCUCAGUAGCUGCGGCAUGCAGGCCCUGAUUGACAUUUUUGUUUUGAGUGGAAUAUUACCUCUCAAAAAUUUUUUUAAAGUUUUUGAAGAAUCCACGGAAUCCACUGUAUCUUCCAUGUUGCUCUGAUCUGUUUAUUUGGGUCUAUUUGUUCCCCUUAGAGGCUUUCCUUAAAUGCCCAGUGAACCAUGUUUAUUACAAGAGAAAGGAUGGAAAUGCUGAUUGGAAGCUCUGCAUGAGUGGCUGGGUCUUGUAAACUCAGAGGUUCCUUUUCUAUAGGGUAUCUGGGUAGGCAGUUAUAUGAAGAACCCCUGGGGUCAGUGUCUGAAGGUCUUUCCUCUUGGUCUAGCUCCCUAGCACAGAAUCUCUGACUCCUGACUGAGGGUAGAGGUCUGAUGUCAGCACCUGGGAGCUGAGUGGGAAGGAGGUGUGUGGUGGGGGGAGAGGCAUAUGGUCACUUAAUCCCUGUUCUGGUUGUACCUGAGCCCAGUUGUGUGUGCUCUCUCCCAGUCUAGAGACCCUCUGUUUUACUCUUUCCAUAGAAGCAUUGUGACUUCUGUUGAAUGAGGACUUCAGGUUGGAGGGGGCACGGGUCUAGGGAUCUAUUUGUAUUUGCAUGUUUUCUCUCUUUUUCUUUUUUCUUUUGGCCACGCCGUGCGGCUUUCGGGAUGUUAGUUCCCCAACCAGGGAUCAAACCCGGGGCCCCGGCAGUGAGAGUGCCGAGUCCUAACCGCUGGACCGCCAGGGAAUUCCCUCCAUUUGUAUUUGGAACACCUUUUACCCCAUCCUCCUUAACUCAGCUCCCUCUUCUCCUUCAGGACUGAGGUAUCUGGUGGUAUCAGUGCCUGAAUCUUUGGAGGAGUCACUGUGCACCUCAUGAUUUCUCAGCGUUUAGAAAAGCUGGUUUAGACUCAGCUUUCUUGAAUCUACUAACUACUUUGCCACUUGUCCACAUGCUUUCUGCCUUCCACAGUUUUGUUGUCAGUGCCUGUUUGUCUGGUGUGUGUGUUUAAAUUCCUUUAUGAUAGUUUCCAUUGGGUUUGGGGUAGAAGCAAUAUUAAAUGGGUACUUCCUUCUUUCGCCUUUAUUGUGGAAGCUGUUCUUUUCUAGUCUGUGUUCAAUGUAGGUCAAGUGCCUGUGCCUCAUAGUCACUACCCACAGCUGGAGAAAGGCUGCUCAUUUGAAGUGGAGAUUUACAGCAUGCCCACAGCUUUUUCUUUAAAAUUAUAUAUGCAGCUUAUUUCUUAAGAUCUUUUCCCCAACUUCCUUAUUCUCUAUAUUCUUGUAUACAGCAUUCCUUCUCUGACUUUCAUCAUGAUGGUGGGUCUCCUUAUGUUCUGUGUUUCUGAAUUUUCAACAUUGCUUGUACAUAGGUAUUUAUUUUGAUUGGCAACUCUGUUCCUAUAAUCACUUCUAAGACGUAAACUCAGAUUUCUUUAUAAUAAAAUCCUUCUGAGUGCAGUACAUUCAAUUUAUACUUUUACAAUGAAGUUUAACAGUACAGGGGAUUCCCUGGUGGUCCAGUGGUUAGGACUUGGUGCUUUCACUGCUGGGGCCUGGGUUCAGUCCCUGGUCAGGGAACAAAGAUCCUGCAAGCCUCACAAUGUGGCCAAAAAAAAAAAAAGUACAGAAAAGUCACAUGACCUUGAUGGGUCAAAGCAUAUUUUUUUAACCAGUCUUCACAUAUGUGACAUUGACAAUACAGUUAUUUCCAUGGAUUUCUUGGAAGAUGUCAUGAUUUUUUUUUUUCUGGGCCUCUGCCUGACCUAUGGAAAAGAUCCUCAACCCAAGCUUUUUUAAAGUGACAGAUGAUAAAUGACUUAAUUUACUGAAACGGGAAUGAAGAGCAACGGCAUUAUGGAUACAGAGUUUCUUUCUGGGGUGAUGAAAAUUUUCUAGAACUAGAUAGUGGUGAUGGUUUCACAGCAUUGUGAAUGUACUAAUGCCCCUAAAUUGUACAAUUUUAAAUGAUGAUUUAAAAGUUAAAUUUUAUGACGGUUUAUUUGUUGGUUUAUAUCACCCAUAUUAUACUUGCUGAGUUCCUAAUAAUUAGAGAUGUGUGUUUUAUCUUUUUGUACAUCUCCCAAGUUUGAAAUCUGUGCUUGAAAACAUAAUAAAGUAAAUAAAAUAAUAGUUGGCAAAAUACACUUUGAAAAUCACA
Messenger RNA from Balaenoptera acutorostrata (minke whale), 6764 nucleotides. RefSeq names its product N-acetylneuraminic acid phosphatase (gene NANP). The transcript is spliced from 2 exons. Bases 121 to 867 code for a protein of 248 amino acids. NCBI's taxonomy places the organism in Eukaryota, Metazoa, Chordata, Mammalia, Artiodactyla, Balaenopteridae. The record is from RefSeq and is a predicted model, not a curated record. Gene Ontology annotation, molecular function: hydrolase activity.